AUGGGUGAGAAUAAUAAUGAUAAUGAUAAUAAUAAUAAUAAUGAUAAUAUCAAUAAUGAUAAUGAUAUAUAUCCUGUCAUUAACAACAACAACAACAGCAACAAUUACAACAACAGCAACAACAGUAGCAGCAACAACAACAACAUAAAGACCAACAAUGAUAGUAAUAAUAGCAACAAUUACAGUAGCAACAACAACAACAAAAACAAUAAUAAUAAUAAUAAUAAUAAUAAUAACAAUAACAAUAAUAAUUCACCAUCAGGCGCCGAACCGGACAGAAGCUCACACGUUAAAAGAAUUAAAUGGAAAAAUGAUGACCAUGAUGAUGAUGAUGACGAAGACGACGACGAUGAUGAUGAUGGUGGUGAUGAUGGUGAUGGUAAUAAUAAUGAUGAUAGUGAUGAUGAUGAUGGUAAUGAUGAUGAUGAUGAUGGUGGUGUGAAAAGCAACUUCAGCAGCGAUAUAUACUGCACUUGCUGUCGUUGUCCGAUGUGUUUGACGCACGCUAAAAAUAGUAACGGAUGUGACGUCAUUAAUAACAACGACAUAAACAACAAUAUAAACAGCAACAUAGACAACAACAACUACAACAACAGUGGUGGUAACACUAUUGAGAAAGACACCAACGUUACUGACAUCAGCAAUAGACUGAAUCCCAUAGACAGCGCAAACAACAACAACAACAACAAUAGAAACGGCAAUCACGGUGACGUCAUCAACAACAACAACGUCAACAACAUCAACAACAGCAACAUCAACAACAACAACAUCUACAACAACAACAACAAUAACAUCAAUAACAACAAUCAGCACAGCCACACUCAAAGCUCCAAUACCAGCUUCAGUAACGACAAGAAAACAAACAACAGCAUAGACAAUUACGACAAAAACAUAAACAUAGAAAACAUAGAUAAUGAAAUCAUAGAUAAUGAAAACACAGACAAUAAAAUCAUAGAUAAUAAAUGCCUAGACGAUGAAAAAGUAGACAGACGACAAAAAAUUAAGGCAAUGGAAGUAGAGCUAAUAUCAGUACUUACGCCAAUGGAGCGUAUAAUGACAAGCCCACACAAGAACAUCAAUUACAUCAACAACAACAACAACUACUACUACUACAUUUUUAUCCACGGCUACAUCAACUACACCAGCAACAACCGCAACCACAAUUACAUCAGCAACAACAUUAUCAACAACAACAUCAACAACAACAACAUCAACAACAACAACAACAUCAACAACAACAACUACUACAAUAUUAUCAUCAACAACAUCUUCAUCAACAACAACGCCAGCAACAACAUCGGCAACAACAACAACAACAACAACAACAUCAACUUUCAAAUAUUCUUCGACCACCCGCCAUUCGUUCCAAGCACACUUCCGCUUAUAUUUCCACAUCUCUACAUCAUCAUCACCAUAACCAUCGUGAAACAAGUUAACAGCUUCAAUUAUCUCGGAAGUCUGAUUACCUCAGGUUGUAAAUGUGAUAUGGAUAUCAAAAGAAGGAUAGCUAUGGCGAAAGAUGCAUAUUCUAAAAUGAAAAACUUCCUCACCAGGGAGAAUAGAUUAAAAUUCGUGAAGUCGUUGUGGGUCACUUGUUGA
Molecule: messenger RNA, 1599 nt
Organism: Helobdella robusta
Lineage: Eukaryota; Metazoa; Annelida; Clitellata; Rhynchobdellida; Glossiphoniidae
Exons: 4
Coding region: 1-1599 (532 amino acids)
Source: RefSeq, a predicted model, not a curated record